AUGUCCGAAACGGCCCCUGUCGCGCCCGCGGCCCCGGCCCCCGCGGAGAAGGUUCCGGCCAAGAAGAGGGCGAAGAAGCCGGCGGCGGGCGGAGCGCGGCGCAAAGCUGCGGGGCCCUCGGUGUCCGAGCUGAUCGUCCAAGCGGUGUCGGCGUCCAAGGAGCGCAAUGGGGUGUCUUUGGCCGCCCUGAAAAAAGCUCUGGCCGCCGCCGGCUACGACGUGGAGAAGAACAACAGCCGCAUCAAGCUGGGGCUCAAGAGCCUGGUCGCCAAAGGCACUUUGGUGCAAACCAAAGGCACCGGCGCCUCGGGCUCCUUCAAAAUCAACAAGAAGGCCGCCGGCUCCGAAGGCAAGGCCAAGCCUAAGGCUAAGAAGUCCGCGGCCGCCGCCAAGCCCAGGAAAGCGGCCGGGGCCGCCAAGAAGCCCAAGAAGCCGGCGGCCACCGGGGCCAAGAAGAGCGUGAAAAGGACCCCGAAGAAAGCCAAGAGACCCGCAGCGGCGGCGGGGGCCAAGAAGGCGGCCAAGAGUCCGAAAAAGGCCAAAGCGGCUAAGCCCAAGAGAGCAGCCAAGAGUCCGGCCAAACCGAAGCCCGUGAAGCCCAAAGCGGCCAAGCCUAAGGCUGCGAAACCCAAGGCGGCCAAACCCAAAAAGGCGGCGGCGUCUAAGAAGAAGUAGGAAAUGACUG
Messenger RNA from Tachyglossus aculeatus (Australian echidna), 685 nucleotides. Its product is annotated as histone H1.4-like. The transcript has a single exon. Lineage: Eukaryota; Metazoa; Chordata; Mammalia; Monotremata; Tachyglossidae. The record is from RefSeq and is a predicted model, not a curated record. Gene Ontology annotation, molecular function: structural constituent of chromatin; DNA binding. Bases 1 to 675 code for a protein of 224 amino acids. Gene Ontology annotation, biological process: nucleosome assembly. Gene Ontology annotation, cellular component: nucleosome.